Messenger RNA from Pygocentrus nattereri (red-bellied piranha), 2240 nucleotides. RefSeq names its product dynein regulatory complex subunit 1 homolog (Chlamydomonas) (gene drc1). Bases 70 to 2100 code for a protein of 676 amino acids. The record is from RefSeq and is a predicted model, not a curated record. Gene Ontology annotation, cellular component: axoneme; axonemal dynein complex. Gene Ontology annotation, biological process: axonemal dynein complex assembly; cilium-dependent cell motility; regulation of cilium movement. NCBI's taxonomy places the organism in Eukaryota, Metazoa, Chordata, Actinopteri, Characiformes, Serrasalmidae. The transcript is spliced from 16 exons.
UGAACACAGUAAGAUACCGGGGCUGUCUUCCUCACCUACUGCAGAAAGGUGGGCACUUUAACCUACAAAAUGCAGGCAGAAAAUUCAGCAGGACCGUCCGUUGAGUCUGAAAACCCUGAGGAGCGGAUAACAGCUCGUCGUCUCCGAAUAGCUGCACGAAAUGAGGCCAAGAAACGACAAGAGCUUGAAGUUGAUUCCCAGGAGAAGGAGGAUAUUGAAGAAGAAGCUCGGACAAGUCAGACACAAGUGGAACAAAGUGAAAGACGAAUGGUUAAGUUACAAACAGAUGGCACAGAGUUGGUGACCAACAUCCUGGUGGCAGCAGAUGCCCGAGAGUCAAAAAGGAGGGCAGCGCUAGAAGAAGCACGCAGAUUAAGGGUUGAGAAAUUGGAGAACGAGGCAAAAUCCAGCCUGGAGAAGUUUGAGGAGGUCACUCGAAAGUGGACCGCCGCCACGGCAAAGACGAUUCCUCAGGAUCUGAGGGACGCCCUCAACAGCCAGCAGCAGCUCUGCGCCCUGCUCAUUGAGAACAAGAACAAACUGAUUAAUGAACUGCAGCAGGAGCUGAAAGCAAGUGAUGAUCGCUAUGUGAAAGACCUGAAAAAGCAGACAGAAGAUGUGGAUAUCAUGAUUGAGAGGAUGCAGGAGCAAAUCACCUCUCUGAUGAAGUCCUAUAGACAAGAGCUGGACCUAAUUGAGAAUUCUUUUGAUGAUGAGCGGAAGACUUUGCUGGCAGGCAACAAGAAAAAAUGGGAGCAGCAGAGGAAAGAGCGGGGCAACAAAGAGCUGGAGUACCUUCUACAGCGGAUGAAACAGGUGGAGGAGCAUGAGGUUUUGCUGCAUCGGCUGAGAGUGGAACAUGCAGAGGAGUACAACAUGAUCAAAACCAAACUGGAAACUGAUGUACAGAUCCUAGAGCAACAGCUGCAGCAGAUGAAGGCUACCUACCAGCUUAAUCAAGAGAAACUGGAAUACAACAUCCAUGUGCUACAGAAACACAAUGAGGAGAACAUCAUCACUAGGUCUCAGCAGAAAAGGAAGAUCAGAAGACAGCAGGAUGUCCUCAACAACCUGAAGAUCAAAUGUGCCAAUCAGGAGAAGCAGUCUCACGAGGAGAACCAGUUACUGACUGAUGACUACAAGCGUGCCAUGCAGCAGUACAAAGACAUGCAGAAGAAGAUGAGGCACUUUGCAGCAGUUGAUGCUAAGCGCUUUGACGAGGUGUGGCUAAUGAACGAGGCUGAGGCCAAAGCUCUGGUGCACAGGGCUCUGGAGAUAGAUCGCCUAAUCCAUGAACAGCAGCUGGGCCUGGCCUGGUUCCCCCCUUCUCUACCAUUCAUGGAGAGCUCUGGGCCUGUCCAACCCCGGCGCCAGGUCCAGCGGACCUCACGGCAGGUGGCCGCGCAAGUCCUUAGUGGCAUGGGCCGCAAGGGAGAUACAGAGGCAGAAAGAGAGGGAAGCACUGUUGAGGGUUCUGAGAGCACAGGAGUGGACCAUAAGACAGUGAAGAGACUGCUGGAGCUGCUGUGUGAUGAGACGGGCUUUCUAAUUGAAAGUAAACUCCUGAAGCUGCUGUCUUCCCUGGAGAAGGACGAGCAGUCUUUUAUGAAGCUGGACUCUAUCUUUUCCGCAGUGGGUAUUGAGAAUGAAGAGGAUGUGUAUAAAAUGGCAGAGUUCUUCGUGAAAUAUAAACUGCAUCAAAAAGAUCAGCCAAAGGAGGACAUUUCGAUCAGUAACAAUGGCGAACUAGUGCCAGAGAAGGACUCUGAUCUUAUCCACCCAAACGAUGUCCUGAGGGCUCUUCGAGCCUUCACAGCCCAGUACUGCAAGCCAAGAGAUGACCCAUCCUGGCAGCAGAGCAGUGUGCUGGCACUGCAGGAGAGGGAUGACUCUGAGGAUGCUGCGUACUGGGAGAGCAUGGCCAAGGUCAUCUCCGAGUCCAAACUCAAAGUGUGGGAUGCACUGGAGGCUGCUCUCAAGAAAUAUCAUACUGUGCUGACUGAGAGAUCUAAGCUUCUGGUUGAUACUGAACAUCUCAAACAGCAGAACUCGGAGCUCAGGAUGCUCCUGCACCAAUAUCAACUCAAAGGUCAAUGCUGAACUGGAGAUUCCACCCACGCAGGUGAUACAGCUGAUUUCCGAAUGACACCACCCCUCCUUCAUCAGAUCAGAACAAUCAGAAGAAAAAAAAUACAUAUUGCUUGUGUUAGACUUAAAACGUGUAUAUUUGGAAAUAUAUA